Aspergillus costaricaensis CBS 115574 is the source of this 939-nucleotide messenger RNA. Its product is annotated as class I SAM-dependent methyltransferase. NCBI's taxonomy places the organism in Eukaryota, Fungi, Ascomycota, Eurotiomycetes, Eurotiales, Aspergillaceae. The transcript is spliced from 3 exons. Bases 1 to 939 code for a protein of 312 amino acids. The record is from RefSeq and is a predicted model, not a curated record.
AUGUUUACCUCUGGGGAGUGCGAAGACCAGACAUACGUCCUCUCCCACCGUUCCAAGCAAACAGAGGAACACGAGCGACUGAACCGACAGCACAAUCUCAUCCAGCAGACCUUUCUCAACAAUCAGCUCAUACACCCUUCCAUCCCUUUGUCAGCACUAAAGGGCGGGGUUGCAGAUAUCGGCUGCGGAACUGGUAUCUGGCUGCGGGAAGUAGCUCAGUCCCUAUCUUCUCCAGGCCUUGAAAACGGAACUGGGGCCUUUACAUCCCCAACCACAACUCCCCUCCCGUCUCUUGUUGGCUUUGACUUGAACGCAGCCGCAUUCCCCGAGACCCCCACUCCGGGAAUACAGCUUGUGCAGCACGACUGCACUAAACCUUUUGACCCCCGCUAUCAUGGGCAAUUCAACCUAGUCAAUAUCCGCGGCCUUGCUUACGCCAUCACGGAGGAGAAGCUGUCUCGAGCGCUGGAAAAUGCAUUGCUACUCCUGAAGCCAGGAGGCUAUCUCCAGUGGACAGAAAGCGAAGCCCGACUUUUCAAACUGUUCCCAGAAGCACCCAACAUGCUCAAAGCACUGGAGAUCAUUGAUCUGGAGAGACGGGCUCGUGAUCUAGUACCUUAUUCCAAUGGAGAAGAUGCUCUAAAUAUUCUUCAUUUCAAUCUACGUCCCGGAGGGUUCUGUCAGGAGGAUGGGGAUCCAGAGGUGUCCCUCGACUUUUCAGACCAUCUCACAGAUUCUGUCAACCUUUUCCUGCACUCUGCGCUCAUGAGAAUGGAACAGCAACAGUCUCAGAAUGGAACUGCAGUUGAGAACGGUAAUACUGGGGAGACGGAACUGGAUGAACUGCGUAAAUUGAAGACUUCUGUUAGUGAGACUAUCGAGGCUAAACGUGUCAGAAUGGGUGGGAUCUUUCCUCAUCUUGUGGCGCAAAAGAAAUAA